Messenger RNA from Epinephelus lanceolatus (giant grouper), 2511 nucleotides. RefSeq names its product interleukin 12 receptor subunit beta 1 (gene il12rb1). NCBI's taxonomy places the organism in Eukaryota, Metazoa, Chordata, Actinopteri, Perciformes, Serranidae. Gene Ontology annotation, molecular function: protein binding. The record is from RefSeq and is a predicted model, not a curated record.
UACGUGAAGGCAGGUUGAAUACAUGGACUCUCACAUGCUGAAGAAUGAGCCUUCGAGACUUUCCACUAUACCUCAUGGAAACUUUGAAAUGCUGGAGUUCACUACAUGAAUACAUCGUUUUGUUUAUGUUCCUUACAGCGGUCAGCAAAGGUUCAGCAUGUGAAGCUCCCUCCAGUCCCGAGUGCUUCAGGAGAACUGCUGACGAGUCCAUUUACAGGUGCGAAUGGAGCAUGAAUACGACUGACAGCGAUGUGACAUAUGACAUUUAUUUUGAUAAACUCAAAUUCAGGAACAUUAGGGAGAACUGGUCUAAUUUCAACGAGGAACGGCUUAUCAAGUAUCGCCCUGUUAACAUUUGGGUGGCGGCUCACGUAGGAAACUCAAGCUGCACGUCCACCAGGAGGACUGUUAUUCUCGGGCACACAGUUAAGUAUGAAUCACCGAAAAAUAUCAACAUGUCCUGGUUUAAAAACAACCUCAGUUUAAGCUGGACAGCUGCUGAGAAGCAUCCGGCUUUAGCUGAGGUCCUGUUCAGACGAGACGAACACCCCACAGAAUCAUGGGAAAAAAGAAUAAUUAAUACCUCCAGUGACACUUCUAUGUACAAGGUAAUUGUCGUGAAUCUGUUGAAGGAUUCAGCUUACCAGGUUCAAAUCAGACAUCGGUCUACUCAGGCUCGUAACCCACUGUGGAGUGACUGGUCAUCAGUUGUGACUGUUCCUGCAGAACUUGAACAAGAACCUGACGUCACCAUGACAAUAAGACAUUUAAAUGGUACUCGUAAGGUGAUGCUAACAUGGAAGCCAAUGCCUCAUGCAGCAACAGUCAGAGGAGUGAUGUACAGCCUGAGCGACACACAGUCUUCCCAAGGAUGUCCUUGUAAGAAAACGAGACAUCCCAUCAGCACGAAUCGAUACACUAUUUAUGUCUCGCUCUCUGCCGUCAACAUCUCUGUUCUCGCCAGUAACACAGCUGGGUAUUCUCCUCCAGCAGUCAUACAAGUACCAGCCAAACCUCCUGCAGAUUAUAAAAUUUGUGACAGAACGUUACUGGAUGAAAAAUCAAAUAAGCAAACUUGCCUUGAGUUUUAUGAGUUUCAAGAUGAAGAUCUGAGGCCAGCUCAUGUGGUCACUCUUCUGGGAAGAGAGAAGAAAAAAGAGAGUAAGCACAAAAGACAGUACAUAAUGGACUUCGUUCGCUACCUUUACUUUGAACACAGAUGUGAUGAUGGCAAACCCCAGACAGUUAAAACGUGCCUCUUUUAUCAAAACGAGAGCGUUCCACGCAUCGAACCUCAGAACUUAAGAGCUUUUGGUGAAACACAAAGUUCUGCCAGCUUUUCUUGGACAGCUAUCCCCACUGCGGACCAGCGAGGUUUCCUUACACAUUACAUCCUCUGCAGUGAGAAAAUCAGCUCACAGGAUGAGCAGAAAGAGUGCCAUAACAUAUCAGCCUCACUAACGGAGCACUGUCUGGAAAACUUGACGCCAGGAACAAAAUACAACAUCAGCCUGGUUGGAGUGACACGAGUGGGAGAAGGACCUAAAGCCACAGUAACUAUCAACAUCCUGCCAGAGAAGCCAGUGAAUGUGUUGUGGAGUAUCAGCUUGCUGUUUAUUUUCUUUUUCCUCACAACAAUAUGCACCUGUGUCUUGAAGAGAAUCAAAAACAAGAUUUUCCCCCCUGUGCCAAAACCUGUUAUUCCAGAGUUCAUCCCUUAUCAAGCAACGUGUCAGGAGAUUCUGGAGAGAAAAGAGGAGACAGUGUAUGAGCUAACGCUGCUCCAGCUACAUCCAGAGGGCAAGUCAGUCCAUGAGAACACAGAGGAGACCGCCAUUCUCACAAGAGAGUGGGAUGACGACACCAAUAAUGACUUGGAGGGCGAGAGGGGUGAUUCAAGGAUGUCAGGAGGAAUCAGUGAUGAGUGUUUGAGUCCUGGCUUGACGGAUGAGGCUCUGAAGAGCUCCAGAGAAGGAGAAAUAUCAGAACUUGAACAGCUAGACAACGAGAUUGCAAUGCUGAUAUACAGGAAUGGUUUGGUCUUUGAUGUGAAGACGGACUCGCCUUGAAAUGGAUUUGACUGAUUUUGCUGUCCACAGCACAAAAUUGCACGAACAUAUUAAGGGUCGACAUAUUUGUUGACUUGUACUACAGACUGGACAAAUACUUUUCUUCUCAUUUUGAGCUUAAGUUUUCAACUGGAUGAAAAAGGAUCUGCACAAUUGUCUUGUUAUGAGCUUAUUAUGAGAAAUGUUUGUUUAAUUUUCAUGUAUAUUAAAUUUUACCAGUUACGUUGCUACCUCAGCAUGCCAGUAAACAAAGAGGAGGGUUUAUCACUCUCAGGCUUUGCCAGUGGAAGUUGUCAAUGAACUUUUUUCUAACUGUGGUUAGCAAAUUCUGGUUCAGACCUUUAUGAUUUCUAGUUUUAGGUGUGUGUACUAUUGAUUAGAUCACCAUGAAAUUUCACUCAGACACUGAUGGUCCCCACAGGAUAAAUCCUAAUGACUUCAA